Molecule: messenger RNA, 3454 nt
Organism: Bombus impatiens (common eastern bumble bee)
Lineage: Eukaryota; Metazoa; Arthropoda; Insecta; Hymenoptera; Apidae
Exons: 3
Coding region: 1494-3275 (593 amino acids)
Source: RefSeq, a predicted model, not a curated record
CGGCGUCUGUCGGCAGUUAGUCGCGGCACUUCGAUCGUGAAACGCGUGUCUCUGCUUCGUUCCUAAUUUCUCGUCAGCCACAGUGUCGUUAAACAUCCCUCGUCGUCAACCCUGCGGUUAACGCUGCUCAAGCUAUUUUUAUUUUUUAUUCCUUGUAUCAAGGUCUCGAGUGUUGAUCGUGUUCGACUAAACAGUUUGGAGCAUCGAAAAACUGUGCAACAGGUUUAUUUCCAGUUGUUUCGCAUCUUGUUGUAUUUAAUCGUGCUUUCUGGAGAAUUGGUUGGAAGUUUUUUCGGGGCGGGGCAGGGAAAAAUUAUUUAUUUUGUUCGUAAAAUCGACCAAAGUUUUUCCAAGAAAGUGAAUUUCUAUCGCGCGAUCGACUGUGCGGAAUUUCGUCGAUUCUUUUUGGCGAAGACGAAUUGUUCUUGAGAGAAGAUUACCACGAAGAUUCUCGAGUUGUCAAGCUCUGCAUCGAAUAUAGCGAUCCAAGAUCCUGGAAUUACGUUCUAAUCGAGAGUCUAAAAUCCUGACAGCUUAUCGUUUUACAAGUUUAACGAGAUUUUUACUAGCAUUGCGCUGAAAUAAACAUCGAACCAAAAGUUUGAGCAAGAGAGAGAUACUUGGAUCAAAUUUUCGGUCGAAUUAUUCGGAAAAUAAAAUUCGAACCGAGGAAUCUAAAAUUCCGAAGCUGCAAUACCGUCCCGAUAUUUAGAAUUCUUGGAAGCUAAAUCUCUAGAAAUUUCCUCGCAGAAUAAAGAUCUGUCGAAUCUGGAAAACUCGAAAGAAUCUUCAAAGAAAUCUGGAACUCUGCAAUUUUUGGCACACGAAAAUUAGAAACUAAACGUUUGAGAAGAAAAUUUUUAGACGAGCGGACAAUUCGCGGGCUGCGGCCGAAACCCUGGUUUUUACAAGUUGGCGAAAUUUCACAGAGUUUUGAAACGGAGGAAGAACGUAUUGGAAGGCGAGGGGAAAAAGUUGGAAGAAUUCGAAGGAGAAUUGGAAGAAACGGUUAGGAAAAAAGAAAAAUCGGCGAGGUUGUCUCGAAGGCCAGCUACCUGGCACAGAUAAUCGGAGGAGAAGAAAGUUUCGUCUGGGUGCUGUAUCCGGUUAAAGACGUCGCCCACCUUCUUCGAUCGUGUGCUCAUCUUCGAUCAAUCUCGUAAUUCCUCUUUCAUCGUUCGGUUUCUUUCCUCGUGGGGAAUUUCUGUGAAAGGAGAAAAAAGAGGAAAGCGAAGAGAGAGGUUUGGAAGCAGGAAUGCCGGCCUGUUAAUGAUCUUCGCGCGCUUCUUCGCCGUGGAAACGGAAGGAAUGAGAGGCACCGCGGGUGAAGUUCCACGGUGCCGAUUGAAUGGAGCUACUUCCAAGUGGUUUUGACCGUUUCUCGUGUUGGAUGACUCGUCUCUCUCUCACGCAACACGAUUGGACGUCCGCGUGAGUGGAGCCGGGGCCACAGAGCCAGCGUGUCCCAAUCGAUACGCAGCUAGUCGAUCAGCAUGAAGUGGCAGAACUGUGGCGGCGUAGGGUCCAGGUGCGUCAGACGCGCUCUGUUGUUCGUGUUCGUCUGGGGCCUGGUGAUGAUCGCGGCGGUGCAAUUCCGUCAUGUGGAGAACAGCCUCAGAGAGACACCAACGGCCGAAGAGUCCGCUAACGACCUUCUCCUCGACGACAUCUAUCGUCGACGCGAGAUAAUGAAGAACCGUGGCUCUUCCAGUCUCGGUCUCUCCAGAUAUCUCUUGCAGAGAUCCUCGGCAGACUCCAGUUUUUCGAAUUCCGGUGGUUCCAGCCUCUUAACCACUUUGACCACCAUAUCCAACAAUCCAACGAAAAAUCCUUCGGAGUUGGAGCCAUUGUUGGAUAAAAGACCAGCGAAAACAGAGGAAGAGUUGAUCGAGGAAAUAGAACAGAGGAUACCUAGUCUGCCUUUAGCUUACUGGAACAAGAACAGCAAAUAUCCUGCUAGUCAGAGCAAGACUAAAGGCAAUUACAGCUGUUCCAAUCUGAAAUAUCCCUCUAUCUACGAUAUAGAGUUCAAUAACGUUUACUGGCAAACGAUGCGAACCGGUAACGGCACGUUUCAAUUGUUUGGUGCUUAUUACGACCGUAGAAAGCUGUCGAGAAUAGGGCCAGCCGUUAGGAUCGUUGGGAUGAUCGAUAGAAUCGAGCCUACUGUAAAGACUCAUUGUCAAUUUUGGUACGAUGGGGAAAGAGAUCCUGUCAUUGUCGAGACCAUGGAAUAUAAAUAUAUCUGGUACCCUAAAUGGGGUAACUACAAACAGGGAAUCUAUCAGCCGUACGUAAUUGCCUGCAAGAUUCCCCAGUCUCAUUGGUCGAAGGGACCUCCGGCUUCAGUUUCUAUGGUAGAAAAGAGCUGCGACACUCCCAGCAAUAAUCUUAGAGUCAUAUACAAUAAGCCAGAACGUAAAAAAGAUUUUGCCGUCUGCGUGAAAGGUCUAGAUUUCCUUCACGAGGAUUUGUCUGUCAGACUGGUCGAAUGGAUCGAGUUGAUCAGCCUGUUAGGCGCAGACAAGAUCUUCUUCUAUCAGCUCCAGGUUCAUCCUAACGUGACAAAGAUUCUAGAUCAUUAUCAGAAAUUAGGAAUGGUCCAUGUGACCCCGCUGACGUUACCUGGUGGGCAACCUAACGUUCCUGCUUUUCAACACAUGUAUCUGACAAAGAAGACCAAUCAUAAGAGACAGAACGAACUGAUUCCAUAUAACGACUGUUUGUACAAGCAUAUGUACGAGUACGAAUAUAUCGCUUUAUUGGACGUGGACGAAGUGAUCAUGCCGGUGAAAGACGCUACGUGGCAGGAUUUGAUGAAGAGGGUGCUGCAGAAAGCGUUAAAGAUUAGAAACGAGACUAGGGCUUCGUAUAACGUGAGGAACGUGUAUUUCCUCGACGAUUUGCUGCACUCGCACGGGUACUUUAAGGACAUGCCAAAGUACAUGCAUAUGUUGCAACACGUCUAUCGUUCGCAAAACUUCACGAAACCUAAUCAGUACAUCAAGUGCUUCCACAAUCCGGAGAGGGUGGUGACCUUGCACAAUCACUUCCCUUUGGCCUGUUUGGGCGCCGGUUGCACCAGUUACCCCAUAGAGACCGAGGAUGCUCAACUUCAGCAUUACAGAGCCGAUUGCGUGAAAUCGUUGAAGAAGACUUGCGUCCAAUAUCGCGAGAACAGCGUGUUAGACACCACGAUAUGGCGAUACAAGGACCAAUUAAUCGAAAGAGUCACCAGGACGUUGGAAACCCUUGGUUUCUUUGGACCGAGCUAGCGAGAAUCAGACUUUUCGAGUUUCUAUUUCGUGCGCUAUCGACGACGAAGCUUGAAACCGUUUAGAAUCGUUUCCUCCGUUCGUCUCGUUUCUCCUUCCAUCGAUUUCCUUUAAAACGGUCCAAUGUGCGAAAAGUUUGCUACUCGAACGGUCGCCAGGAACGCGUUUGCUUCGAUUAA